GCAGAUCUGCACUCCCUCCUCCUUCCUCCCUCCCAUCUUCCCACCCAGGCUGGGCCCAGGCCACAGAGCAGCUGCAGGCCUUCUGAGAGGACCCGCACAGCCUCCUGUAGGUGGCAACAGUGCCACCUGUUUGACCGAUGGGGCUAAGCCAAGGACUGGAAGAGAGAGGAGGCAGACAACUCGGAGAAGAGCUGAGAAGCAGCGCAGAGCAGAGAGCAGAGCAGAGCCGCCGCAGAGAAAAGGCCUUCACCAUGGCCGAGUCCCCUGGCUGCUGCUCCGUCUGGGCCCGCUGCCUCCACUGCCUGUAUAGCUGCCACUGGAGGAAACGCCCCAAAGAGAGGAUGCAAACCAGCAAGUGUGACUGUAUCUGGUUUGGCCUGCUCUUCCUCACCUUCCUCCUCUCCCUGGGCUGGCUGUACAUCGGGCUCAUCCUUCUCAAUGACCUGCACAGCUUCAACGAAUUCCUAUUCCACCACUGGGGACACUGGAUGGACUGGUCCCUGGCAUUCCUGCUGGUCAUCUCACUACUGGUCACAUAUGCAUCCCUGCUAUUGCUCCUGGCCCUGCUCCUGCAGCUCUGUGGACAGCCUCUGCAUCUGCACAGUCUCCACAAGGUGCUGCUGCUCCUCAUUAUGCUUCUUGUGGCCACUGGCCUUGUGGGACUGGACAUCCAAUGGCAGCAGGAGUGGCAUAGCUUACGUCUGUCACUGCAGGCCACAGCCCCAUUCCUUCAUAUUGGAGCAGUCGCUGGAAUCACCCUCCUGGCCUGGCCUGUGGCUGAUACCUUCUACCAUAUCCACCGAAGAGGUCCCAAGAUUCUGCUCCUGCUCCUAUUUUUUGGAGUUUCCCUGGUCAUCUACCUGGCCCCCCUAUGCAUCUCCUCAGCCUGCAUCAUGGAACCCAGAGACUUGCCCCCUAAGCCUGGACUGGUGGGACACCGAGGGGCCCCCAUGCUUGCCCCAGAGAACACCCUGAUGUCCCUGCGGAAGAUGGCUGAAUGUGGAGCUGCUGUGUUUGAGACUGAUGUGAUGGUCAGCUCCGAUGGAGUCCCCUUCCUCAUGCAUGAUGAGCACCUCAGCAGGACCACGGAUGUAGCCUCUGUGUUCCCAUCCCGAAUCACAGCCCAUAGCAGUGACUUCUCCUGGGCUGAACUGAAGAGGCUCAAUGCUGGGACCUGGUUCUUAGAGAGGAAACCCUUCUGGGGGGCCAAGCGACUGUCAGGCCCUGAUCGAAAAGAGGCUGAAAAUCAGACAGUACCAGCAUUAGAAGAGCUAUUGAAGGAAGCUGCACUCCUCAACCUUUCCAUCAUGUUUGACUUGCGCCGACCCCCACAAAACCACACAUAUUAUGACACUUUUGUGAACCAGACGUUGGAGACUGUGCUGAGUGCAAGGGUGCCCCAAGCCAUGGUCCUUUGGCUACCAGAUGAAGAUAGGGCUAAUGUCCAACGACGGGCACCCAGAAUGCGCCAGAUAUAUGGACAGCAGGGAGGCAACAGAACCGAGAAGCCCCAGUUUCUCAACCUCCCCUAUCAAGACCUGCCACUGUUGGAUAUCAAGGCACUGCACCAGGACAAUGUCUCAGUGAACCUCUUUGUAGUGAACAAGCCCUGGCUCUUCUCUCUGCUUUGGUGUGCAGGGGUGGAUUCAGUCACCACCAACGACUGCCAGCUGCUACAGCAGAUGCAUUACCCUAUCUGGCUUAUUCCCCCUCAAAUCUACCUAAUGAUGUGGAUCGUUACCAAUUGUGUCUCCACCCUGCUGCUUUUGUGGACCUUCCUCCUCCAAGGGAGAUGUGCUAAGGAGAGAAAAAGAACUGGCUUAGAAACAGCAGUGCUGCUGACGAGGAUCAACAAUUUCAUAACAGAGUGAAUGCCCUGCCCACCCACCACCCCCAACUGGAGUCUGAGCCUGUCUGCGCUGACCAACAGCAAGACGGGGAGAGUGGCUGAAGUGGAAUGUCUCAGUGUAGUGGGUUGCGGUGGGGGGAACUUUACCAACAGGAGGUUUUGAACCAUGAGGGCCUGCUUCCUAGAUCAUGAGCAUGCCCCGUGCUGCUAUGGAAUCUGCUCCCCUUGGGGUUUUGACCUGAAGUGGUUGGGAAGACAGUGAGUCAUGAGAAAUUUCUCCCAAAAUGAAACCAGAGCAGAGGAAGUAAAAGGGAGAUUGC
Propithecus coquereli (Coquerel's sifaka) is the source of this 2169-nucleotide messenger RNA. RefSeq names its product glycerophosphodiester phosphodiesterase domain containing 2 (gene GDPD2). Gene Ontology annotation, biological process: lipid metabolic process. Gene Ontology annotation, molecular function: glycerophosphodiester phosphodiesterase activity. Lineage: Eukaryota; Metazoa; Chordata; Mammalia; Primates; Indriidae. The record is from RefSeq and is a predicted model, not a curated record. Bases 138 to 1871 code for a protein of 577 amino acids. Gene Ontology annotation, cellular component: membrane. The transcript is spliced from 16 exons.